This is a messenger RNA of Diuraphis noxia (Russian wheat aphid), 360 nucleotides long. RefSeq lists its product as uncharacterized. Gene Ontology annotation, biological process: mitochondrial electron transport, cytochrome c to oxygen. Lineage: Eukaryota; Metazoa; Arthropoda; Insecta; Hemiptera; Aphididae. The record is from RefSeq and is a predicted model, not a curated record. Gene Ontology annotation, cellular component: respiratory chain complex IV.
UAUGUAUAUAAUUAUUGUUUUAGACAGACAUAAUGUCGCUCCGCAAAAUAUUGGUAGCAACUAAACCAUUGUCCAGAAGUAUCCAUGGAAGCAAACCUUUAUGUGAAGAUGCUCGUUUGAAAAAUUUAAAGGAAUGGCAAGCAUUUUUCCAAAGACCUGAUGGUGUACCAGUUUACCUGAAACGUGGAAUGACUGAUCGCCUUUUGGUUGGUUUCAUAGUCAUUGGUACUUUUGCCGGAUUUGCAAACUCAUUCAAGUACUUGUACGAAGAAAUAAUUAAACCAUGAAUAAUGUAUAUAUGUAGAUUUUACAGUUAGUUUUGUAAUUAUAAUAAUAAUACAGUGAGAAAAUGUUAUAACU